Molecule: messenger RNA, 3741 nt
Organism: Zasmidium cellare ATCC 36951
Lineage: Eukaryota; Fungi; Ascomycota; Dothideomycetes; Mycosphaerellales; Mycosphaerellaceae
Exons: 2
Coding region: 1-3741 (1246 amino acids)
Molecular function (GO): lipid binding
Source: RefSeq, a predicted model, not a curated record
AUGUCAGGCCACGAGGAUGCAGACGAGGCACAGAGACGCUACAAGGCUCCGUACAGCAAGAAUCACACGAUCCCUACCAUUGCCAAGUACCGAGAAGAGAAGCAGGCGCGGAAAGCAGAAGCUGUAAACGAGGGCGAUGGGGCCGACUUGGAACAGUCUCGCACCGAGAGAGCUAGAGAGGGUUGGCGAAGCUACUGGGCGGGCGAUGACAAGAAAGAGGAGAGCGGAGAGCACAAGCAACAAGAUGGAGGGGCGAACCAGAACGGCGUGGACGUUGAUGGGGACGGAGAUGUAGACCAAGAAGAUGAAGACGAGGCGGCAGCUGCCGUGGAUACCUCUGAAGCCACACCCAUCGCAGACCCCAGGAAGAGGAGGAAGGGCAAAGAGGAGCGGGCUGAGCGAGAAGUCACAGACCCGAUCACCCAUUUGCCAGUCAAAAUCUACGAUUUUACGACAGACGCGCUCAAAGAAGUCGAAGAGAACCCACCACCGUUUGGAUCCACCGUCAGGACCUCGACCGGGCUGAGCAACAAGAACAAAUCGGGCAGGGACUUGCACAAUGAGGUUCAAGAGAUGCAGAAUGGCCAGGAUUCCAUGAUGGCCCAGUUCCCUCCUCCCAACUUCGACGUGAUUCGAAGAGACCUCAUCAGCAUCAACAAGAUUGGAAUCACCGUCGGCCUCAUCGGCUCGGUAAUCAUCACGACGCUGGCUGUUGUCGUUGAACGAAUACUCCACCCAGAACUCCUGGCACGUCUUCUACACAUCAAGAAGGAUUCAAGCUGGCUCUUCAGACUCGGUACCUGGCCUCUGAUUGCCGUUGCGAGUGUGGCUGGCAUCUGGUUCUUGAUCGCAGGUGUUCGCGAAUGGAUGGCGAACCGUAUAGACGACACAUGGGAGAGUGAGGUGUGGGAGGCUAACUUGCAGAGCAAGAAGUUGCAAGCAAAGGCCCACGAGACUGAAUCGGUGUCGUGGUUGAACUCGCUCUUGAGUUCCGUGUGGCCGCUGGUGAACCCAGACCUCUUUACUUCGCUCGCAGACACUCUGGAGGACGUUAUGCAGGCUUCUCUACCAAGUCUAGUCCAAAUGGUAAGCUGCGAGGACAUUGGUCAAGGUUCUGAGAGUUUGCGAAUCUUGGGCAUCAGAUGGCUACCUACAGGUGCAGCGGCACGCUCGGUCGGUGCUGAUGGUAAGCUUGAAUCAGUGGAGGACAGCAAGAAGAGCAACAGUGAUCGUAAAGUCGCUGGAGAAGGCGAGGUCGACGAGAAUGCUGGCGAGAGCCAAGAAAAUGGCGAAAAGGGCGACAAGGACGAAAAGAACAAGUCUGAGGACGGCACAGAGAAAGCUGCCGUCGCAGAAGGCAUGGAGGCUGAGGAAGGAGACUUCAUCAACCUCGAGGUUGCGUUCGCCUACCGUGCACGCAAAUCGGAAUCUUUCAAGGAGAGGACUAAGGACAUGCAUAUGUACCUGGCAUUCUGGCUUCCUGGGAAGAUCAAGAUCCCAGUGUGGGUCGAUGUCAAGGGCAUUGUCGGUAUUGUCAGAUUGAGGCUGCAGCUGGCACCAGAUCCACCGUUCUUCCAACUGAUGACCAUGACCUUCCUCGGACAGCCAAAAGUCGACAUCAAGUGUAUCCCGAUCGUGAAGCGAGGCUUGAACAUCAUGGACCUGCCACUCAUCAGCAACUUCGUCCAGAGCUCGGUCGACGCCGCAAUGGCUGAAUACGUGGCGCCGAAGUCACUCACCCUGGAUCUCAAGGAUAUGCUUGCUGGCGACGACUUCAAAAAAGACACGGCUGCUCGAGGUGUUGUUGUGGUGGAUAUCAAGCACGGCUACGACUUUAAGAUGGGAGACGCUUCUAUCCCGCUCGUCUCUGAUGGCAGCUCUGAUCCUUACGUUUCGGUUGGAUGGGCGAAGUUUGGCAAGCCCGUGUUCAGUACGAGGGUCUUGAUCAGCGAGAUGGAGCCUUACUGGCACGAGAGGGCUGUUUUGCUGGUCACGCCGGAAGAGCUCAACGUCGACGAGCGACUGAGACUGCAGCUCUGGGACAGUGACCGCUUCACGGCUGAUGAUGACCUUGGCCGGAUCGAGGUUGAUUUGAAGCAGAUCAUGAGGGCUGAAGAGACCAAUGGCAGAAUGAACGAUCGCACCGACGGCUUCAGAGCACUCAAAGCCGGUGAGAAUAUGCCUGGUAAGCUGGAAUGGUCGGUCGGGUACUUCUCCAAGACUCGCCUACAACCUUGCCAGUUCGAGAGCCAGAGCUUCGACAAGUCCAUUCGAUCGAGAGACGAUCUGGAGAAGAAAGUGCAGGAGACUUGUCAGCGCAAGUUGCGUGAGGCCAUGAUCAAGAAGGGCCGGCAUGCUAAGAGCGAGGAAGAGCUCGAACAGCAAAAGGAGCAGGAGCGAAAGACGCUGGAAGAUGCGAUUGUCAUCUCUGCCCCGCCGCCUGAGGGCUACCCCAGCGGCAUUUUCAGCAUUCAGAUCCAUCAAAUCGUAGGCUUGGAGUUGGAGAAGCAGAGCAAAUCCCAAGUCGACAAGUAUGAGAACCACGAAGAGGAGGCGGAGGACGACGAUGACCUCCCCAGCGCCUUCUGUACUGUCAUUAUCAACCACAAGAAAGUCUUCAAGACCCGCACGAAACCCAAGAACAGCAAGCCCUUCUACAACGCCGGCACCGAGAAGUUCGUCAAAGACUGGCGCAACACCGAAGUCUACGUCUCCGCCCGCGACGCCCGAGUCGACGAGAAUGACGCCCUUCUCGGUAUCGUCCACCUCCCCUUGGGAGAUAUCUUCAAAGAACGCGCCCAGAUCAACGGCUACUACCCGCUCAUGGGCGGCGUCGGUCACGGCCGCAUCCGCAUCUCCAUGGUCUGGCGCAGCGUACAACUCCAAGCACCGGCCGAAGCACUGGGCUGGGACUACGGCACGAUCGAAGUGAAACCCAGCAUCACAGCCUCCAACCUCCCCUCAGACCUCCAAGGCCUCAAGAUGAAAUUCCACACGAACCUCGCCACCGGCAAAAUGUACCCUCAACAGAACUCACAAGAAUGGAAGACGCGAAAAGACCGCAGCCUCCACCUCCCUCUCCACCGCCGCUACGCCACCAACCUCGCCAUCCGCUUCAAACGCCACGGCAUGCUCAAGGACAAGACCGCCGCCUUCGCCAUCCUCUGGCUAAAAGACCUCCCGGACGAAGAAGAGCGCGAAAUCACCCUCUCCGUCAUCAAAGGCAACUACGACCGCGCCCGCGCCAACUGCCUCAGCGACGAAGACGCCGGCGAGAAAGUCGGCACCAUCACGAUCAAAGCCGUCUUCUGGAGCGGUUUGGGCGCGAGACAUCAGAAAUGGGCGAGCAAAGACCCGGAUAUGGCGAAUGUGAUGGAGGUGUUAGAUGUCGCGAAGGAUAAUUACGAGAGUAUGAAGAAGGAAGCUGAACUUGGGAUCGUCGACGGCGAUGAAGACGACGAUUCUUCUGAUGACGAUGAUUCGGACAAUAGCUCCGACGACGACGAUGACGGCGAGGAUGUUGAUGGAGCGGCGGGCAACAACAAGACGAACAUCAUCGACAAAGCGAGGGAUUACAAGAAGGAUGCGAAGCAGAAGCAUCGCAAACAUCGGGGUGUGAUGCAGUAUAAGCCUGCGAGGAAUCUCGACUGGGUCGCGCAGAAAGCCGGACGCGUGGAGGCGAAGUUUGAGGGGAUUUUUAGGAGGCAUACGAGGGAGCCGGGGGUUGAGACGGAGGUUUGA